Drosophila mojavensis is the source of this 2597-nucleotide messenger RNA. RefSeq names its product motile sperm domain-containing protein 2-like. Lineage: Eukaryota; Metazoa; Arthropoda; Insecta; Diptera; Drosophilidae. The record is from RefSeq and is a predicted model, not a curated record. The transcript is spliced from 8 exons. The coding region runs from base 312 to 1907 and encodes 531 amino acids.
UUCCAUUGGGUGUAUUGGUGCUCCACAUAGACGCGUACGCCAUUCGAUUACCAAUUGGCGAUCGACCGUUAGUUAGCCAGAGUCGGUUCGGCUAAAGUACUUGCAUUCGUUGCUUGUCGCUUGUCGCUGGCGGCUGUUGUGUGGUGCUUGGAAAUUAUGGAAAUUGAAAUCUUAUCGCUUUAUCGUACUGAGAAAGUGGAUUAUCGAUUAACAAACGAACGCGGUGAGCGAUAAGCGCACAAACAACAAACUUAAAAUAGUUCAAUGUUUAGUUGCUGCUGACACUUGUCGCCAGCUAUCGAGUGCUAACCAUGGCUAUUAAAGUCAAAGUCCCAACCACUGCGCAGAUUGAGGAGCUGCGACAGCGCUUCAAUACAAAAUACGCCGAGGCGCCGCCUACAGUCCCCUUUCAUCCCGUCGACCUCGAUCGCAUACGGAACGACCAUGUUUGGUUGCAACGUUUUCUGGAAAUGUACGAUCUGGAUAUGGAGACAUCCUUUACGAAGCUCUGGGAUACGUGCAUUUGGCGUCAGUCCUACGGCGCAAACGAUUUGACUGAAGACAAGCUCAAUCAACAGUAUCUGAAUGAGGGAUCUGUGUUCGUGCAUAGCCACGAUGUAGACGGGAAGCCGUUGCUCAUAUUUCGCGUCAAGUUGCAUAGCAAAACCAAGAAUGUGGAUGAAUUGAUACGCAUUGUGGUCUACUGGGUUGAGCGAAAGCAGCGCGAGACUCAUAUGACCCAGCUGAGCAUAUUCUUUGACAUGGCCGGCACAGGCUUGGCCACCAUGGAUCUGGACUUUGUCAAGCGUAUUGUGGAGACAUUCAAGCUCUACUAUCCCAAUUCGCUUAAUUACAUAUUGGUCUUCGAGCUGGCUUGGGUGUUGAAUGCCGCAUUCAAGGUCAUUAAGACACUGUUGCCACCCAAAGCGGUUGAGAUAUUGAAAAUGAUAUCAAAGAAGGACGUCACUCAGUAUGUGCCCAAGGACAAUUGUCUGGUCAGUUGGGGAGGCAGCGACAGCUACGAGUUUCAAUUUGUCCCAGAGCCCAAGCGUGCGCUAGCCAAGCCGAAAGCUGCCAAUGCCGGUGACGACGACCAGCCCCAUGAUGAAAUGGGUUUGGAUAAGAAGAACGUUGAAAAGAAAGCAAAAGAAAUCAGAAGACAACAGACAACACCGUUCAUAUAUUAUUCUUCCGCAAACAUGCCUAAGGUUACCUUCUCCAAUAGCGUUCGUAUGGCGCCUCACGAUUCAAGCAACGGCAAGCUUCACACGCCAUCGGAUUUGGUUAUGCUGCAAUUGGAGCCCAAGGAAUUUGUAAAUAUUUGCAAAGAUAAUGGGGAGGCGAAGGUGUCGCUGAGAAACAUUUGCAAUAAACCGGUGGUCUAUAAGAUACAAACAACAUCACCAGAAAAGUUUCGCGUGCGUCCCCGUUGCGGUAUAAUACCCCAAAAUGAAUCAACCGAAGUGCACAUUUGGCUUAAAUCUGAUCAGAUCCUGAGCAGCGAUGGAAAAGACAAAUUCCUUGUUAUGGCAACUUGCACUUCAGAUUCCGAAUGCGGCUCACAAGCUGUUGCAGAUAUGUGGAGAGCGAAAUCUUCAACAGAUCCAGAUGUGGAAACCUUCCGUCUCGUAUGUCGUAUGGACGAGAAAUCCGAAUGUGCAAAAACCACAAACAUGAAGAGCGAUAGCAGUAGUAGUGAAUUUGGUGCAGACAAAUUUCAGGAGCAAGCCCAAAAAAUGGAAGCUCAAUUGAAUUUUACAAAACAUUUACAAUAUGCCACAUUGGCUCUAUUGUUGUUGCUAUUUAUUGGGUUCGGUUUUCUUAUGUAUGAGCAGAUGAUAAAACACUCGCCAGCUGGCGGAAGUUGCCGUAAAGCCCCAGCAUACACGUGUCCCAAACGCAAAUAAUAUUUACUGUCUCAAUGCAAUCUGACCUUGAGAGACGAUGCCACUGCCAGCCACGACCAACCAAAUCAGAACAACAACAACAAAAACAAAAACAUUAAUAAUAAUAUUAACAAAAUUAACAAUGACUAUAAUCUGCAUAAGGAUAGCUGCAUUUGUGACCUAAGCCUCGGUUUGGACUACACAGAUGAUGACAUCCAUUGCUUGGAGACGUUACUCUUGGCUCAUCUGCAAUUGUCGGUGCGAAAUAGUCAAGGCAUUGGCAGUCAAAUGGGCGGCGGUGUCGCUAAUGGCGGUCAUCUUCUUGGUCUUAUUGCAUUCGCACGCAAAAUAGCGCGUGUGAUCCUGUCGCUUUCCGUGCUUUGCUGUAUUCUAUUCUUAAGCUUCUAUUUGGGCUGCAAUUAUGAUGGCCAAAAUGACGACAGUGGUGCUCCAAGUCAUUCAACAACCGCAAUAGAAGCAACAACAGCUCUGUCGAUGGAUGCGACCACAGCGAUCAACUAUGCAUCGACACCCGGCAGUGACCCAGCCGAUUCAUAUUUUAUGUAGUUGGCAAAUAUCUAUAUCUAUAUAUAUAUAAAUAUAUAUAUACGGAAGACAAAAAUUAUAUGUAUAUGUAUAUAUGUUACACUGAUAUAUUUUGUAUAUGGAAAUAUUUAUACGAAAACAAUUGAUGGAUAUGGCCAACCUAAA